AGUAAGCCCCGAGGAUGGGAGGACUGCUCGGCUAACGAGACUCGCGCCGCUCGGGACAGCGACCGCGCGGCUCCUCACUAAUUUCCCUCCCUUUCCUUCACUUCUGAUACUAUCGCGCAUACCUGCCGACUUUUUGUUUGUGUUGGAAGCUCUCCCCGCGGAGCGCCCGCCGCCCGGCCUCGUCUGCACAACGUCUCGAGACGCGCUGCGGAGCGCACCCACGGCUCCUCGCGACCGACGCGCGCGUAAACAUUCACGAUACAAUGAAAACAUUGUUGUGAGCUUGUGACUCCGCGCAAUCAUCAACAAUGAAGUGUUUCUCCGCACUAUUUUUAACUGUGACCCUCGCUUUCGAAACCACAGCCGAGGCGUCCGUGAGGACAUGUGAACCGAUCAAAGUGGCUAUGUGCAAGAACAUCGGAUACAACCAAACGGGAAUGCCCAACUUGGCCCGGCACACUCUUCAAGCUGAUGCCGAUGUGACUCUCCAAACUUUUAGCCCCUUAGUGCAGUAUGGAUGCUCGUCUCAGUUACAUUUGUUUUUAUGUGCGGUUUACGUUCCGAUGUGUACGGAUAAGGUCGCUCUGCCCAUAGGGCCGUGUAGAGGGUUGUGCGAGAGUGUCUACGCCAGAUGCUACCCCGUCCUCCGAGGUUUCGGGUUUCCUUGGCCAGCAGAGUUAGAUUGCUCUUUAUUUCCAGCUGAGAAUAACCACGAGCACAUGUGUAUGGAAGGGCCGGGGGAACGUGCACCGCCGUUGGGGACGAUACCUCUGGACGCAACGAAUACGGCUGGUAGAGGGAAUUGUAGGCGUCUCGUUAAGCCGAAUAGCUGGGUUUACGUUAGAGGGUCCGGUCGCUGCGCUCAGUUCUGUGACGCUGAAGUGUUGUGGGAGUCGGGGGAGCGUCGGGCGGCAGAAGUGUGGCUCGCCACAUGGGCGGCACUCAGCUUCGCGUGUACACUGGCAGCAGUGGCGGCACAGCUGGCGUGUGGAGACCGAGGCGGAGCUGGGGAACGGGCCCUAGUCCUCGUGGCUCUCUGCAGGUGCGCAGCCGCCGCAGGAUGGGGCGUGAGAGCGGCCGUGGGCAGAACUGCAGCCGGAUGUGCUAAGGACUCGACAUCUCCGACCAGAAUGUUGCUGGCACAUGAUGGACUAGCGAACCCCAACUGCGCUGUCGUCUUCUUGCUGUUGUACUACUUCGGACUGGCUGCUUCAGUUUGGUGGGUGGUAGUGACAGGAGCAUGGCGCGCCAGUGUGCUGCGUCCACCGACCACCAGCGCCGGCGCAAGGAACGACCGCCACUCUUCCUUACUGCAACUCGCGGCUUGGGGCGUCCCUGCUGCGCUGGCGGCGGCCGUGCUUGUCACGAGGGAUGUUGAUGCUGAUGAGCUUACAGGAACUUGCUUCGUGGGCAACCAAUCUAGUAAAUCCUUGCUAGCGUUGGUCAUCGUGCCCGAAGCGAUUUGCUUGCUACUGGGCAGCGUCUUCCUUGCAUCCGGUCUCCGUGCAGUGCUUCGGAAACCUCUGCCGAUCCCAGCUCCAGCAACGCUUCUGAAUUCUGCUCCCCAAGCUCAUCCUGACCAGAGUUUGUUAAGGCUCGGUGCAUUUGCCGCGUUAUACGCCGUGCCAUCCGCGUGCAUACUUGCAACGUGGGUGUAUGAAUACAUCCUUAGAGAAAACUGGUUGUCUGCACCCGUACCUUCCACAGAACCGUCCACCCAACCACGACCUGCCUUCUGGGUGUUUCUAUUCAGAAUAUUCGCAUCACAAAUACUAGGAGUUAUGGUCGCUGUGUGGAUUGCUACUCCAAGAUUAAAGGCAUUGUGGAGAAGGAUAAGUGGGCCGAGAAAACCAGCCUUAUCGAAAUGUCCAUCCGGUCCACCGCCCGCGCCUUUGACGCUACAUUGUUAUGCUACUCACCCGCAUACGUUGACGAGACAUCCACAAAAAUAUGCCACGUACAGACCUCCACAGCAACAGUCCUACAGGAAACCUAGGCAUUACCAUUAUUCUGCUGGCGAAACUAUUCUAUGACCGCGUCAUAUGAAGUGGUUCCUGAUAUAAGACUGUUUAUAUACAGAUGCACAUCUGUUAUGCAUUUAUUAUUGCCAGUUUAAGUCUGACGUCAUUAGAACAUAUUUUAUUAGACUGCAGACGAUACGAGUGCCAUUAUGAAGAAUUUGAAUUACAAAUGUGUAAAUAUUUUACCGUGUUAAUCAUUAAAGAAAGCCAAUACAGGCAAUGUUAAAAAAGUUGUGGCAAAAUACAUAGGACUACCUAUUAUAAAAAACAGAUACUCAUCAUCAUCAUUUCAACCCAUCCAUAGGUCUCCUCUCGAAAUGAAAAGGGUUAAGGCCAUAGUCCAAAAACAGAUGCUAAAGGUAUCUGAAACUAAAACACAGAAAUGAAUAUGAUAAUAAAAUGUGUAGAUAAGGUAGGUAGGUACAAUAUUCAUGUGUUACCUAUUGCUAUCCAUGUUGAAUGUUGAUUAGUUACUGCUUCUCGUUGACUAUUUACUCGACAAUAAAGUCAGUAAAAACAAUAAAUCGAGCGUUCGAAAGCGUCUAAUUACAUACAAAAUUAGUACAAAAUGAUCUUUAUGGGUAAUAAAUACCUACCUAUGUAUUUCGCCAAAUACAUUUUGACCUCGCCGUUAUAGAAAUAUAGUUGUUAACUUUUGAAAAUACUUUUAAGAUUUUGCAAUGUCACUAUUCUUACGCGGGAAAAUUUACAAGGCAUAGACAAAAAUUUUCCCGCGUAUUAGAAGAACAAGCCCAUAGAGGCUAAAUAGGUGUCUGAACUCUAAACCGCUGAAGGAGAGUUCAACCUUUUCUUUGAUAAGAACCUUUUUAAAGACUAUACGUAUAAAUAGGUAGGUAUUAUUCGAAAGAGUAUAAUUUCCUGUUUCAUAACUAGCUAUAAAAUAUUAUUAAUUAUUU
Messenger RNA from Maniola jurtina (meadow brown), 2938 nucleotides. RefSeq names its product frizzled-4 (gene fz4). The coding region runs from base 309 to 2033 and encodes 574 amino acids. The record is from RefSeq and is a predicted model, not a curated record. Gene Ontology annotation, biological process: canonical Wnt signaling pathway; non-canonical Wnt signaling pathway. The transcript has 3 exons. Gene Ontology annotation, cellular component: plasma membrane. Gene Ontology annotation, molecular function: Wnt-protein binding; Wnt receptor activity. NCBI's taxonomy places the organism in Eukaryota, Metazoa, Arthropoda, Insecta, Lepidoptera, Nymphalidae.